Orycteropus afer afer is the source of this 1560-nucleotide messenger RNA. The record is from RefSeq and is a predicted model, not a curated record. NCBI's taxonomy places the organism in Eukaryota, Metazoa, Chordata, Mammalia, Tubulidentata, Orycteropodidae.
AUGGACGAGUGUGAACUGAUGGUCCCAGGGCCCUGGUACCACCUGGGAGAAAGGAGAGCCAACCUUUGGUUUUUCGGGAGGCACAGUCCUGAGAUUUUCAGGGAAUUGGCUGGAGGAGAUGGGCAGGAGCCUAAAUGGCAGGCCCAGAGCUCAGAUGGCGGGCAGCUGACUUUUGAGGACGUGUUCGUGUACUUCUCCCAGGAGGAGUGGGGGCUCCUUGAUGAGGCUCAGAGACUCCUGUACCGCCAUGUGAUGCUGGACAACUUUGCCCUCAUGGCCUCGCUGGGGCAUGCACCUCCCAUGUCUCUGGUGGUUGCCCCGCUGGAGCUAGACAGGGAGCACUGGGCCCCUGACUGGGCAGACAGGACUCCAGCUGUGGCAAAAGAGGCUCACAGUGGGUUUGGCCCUGGUUGUUGGUGUGGCGUGGAAAAGGAGGAGGCAUCUUCCCAGCACAGUGUUUCCACAGAAGGAGUGUCACCGGUCAGUACUCCAGAGGCAGGUCUAUCCAUGCACAAGGCACAUUCCUGUGAGAUGUGUGGCCUGGUUUUGAAAGACAUUUUACACCUAGCUGAGCAGCAGGGUACACACCACAGGCAGAAACCAUGUAUGUGUGUGGCAUGUGGGAGACAAUUCUGGCUCAGUGUGCCCCUUCCCCAGCACCGGAAGCAACAGAAUGGAGAGCAACCCUACAGAAGGGAUGAGGGCAGCGCCUCUCUUGUGAAGAGCUUCCAUGCCUACCCAUCAGAGACGCCUUUUAUGUGGGAGGGGGGUUGUAAGGACUUCCCAGCCAGCUCAAAUAUUUUCCAGCACCAGGCCCCUCAGAGUAAGUGGAAGCCACAUGGUAACACCAAGCAUGAGGAGACUGUCCCCAGUGGACAAAAGCAUUACCGAUGCACUGAAUGUGGGAAAGCCUUCAGCCGCAAAGACUCACUUGUUCAGCACCAGAGAGUUCAUACUGGAGAAAGGCCUUAUGAGUGUGGUGAAUGUGGAAAAACCUUCAGCCGCAAACCCAUACUUGCUCAGCAUCAGCGGAUUCACACUGGAGAAAUGCCAUAUGAGUGCGGCAUAUGUGGGAAAGUUUUUAAUCACAGCUCCAACCUCAUUGUUCACCAGAGAGUCCAUACAGGAGCCAGGCCUUACAAGUGCAGUGAGUGUGGGAAAGCCUACAGCCACAAAUCCACACUUGUGCAGCACGAGAGUGUUCACACUGGAGAGAGGCCUUAUGAAUGCAGUGAAUGUGGGAAAUACUUUGGUCACAAGUACAGACUCAUUAAACACUGGAGUGUUCACACUGGGGCAAGGCCUUAUGAGUGCAUCACAUGUGGGAAGUUCUUCAGCCAAAGCUCUGACCUCAUUGCACACCAGAGAGUUCACAAUGGUGAAAGGCCCUAUGUGUGUGAUGAAUGUGGAAAAGCCUUUAGCCACAAACAUGUACUCAUUCAGCACCACAGAAUUCACACUGGAGAAAGGCCGUAUAAGUGCAGUGAAUGUGGGAAAGCCUUCAGGCAGAGACCUUCCCUCAUCCGGCACUGGAAAGUUCACACUGGAAAAAGGCCUUAG